Messenger RNA from Puccinia triticina, 822 nucleotides. RefSeq lists its product as uncharacterized. Lineage: Eukaryota; Fungi; Basidiomycota; Pucciniomycetes; Pucciniales; Pucciniaceae. The record is from RefSeq and is a predicted model, not a curated record. The transcript has 6 exons. The coding region runs from base 1 to 822 and encodes 273 amino acids.
AUGACAUCCAAACCAGCACUGUCACCGCCAACCUUGGGCGUGCCUGCCAGCCGGCUUGCUCAGCAUCGCCGCAGAGCCCGGUGCACUCCCCUCGCCCUCCAGGGCACGAUGAUCGGUGUGCUUCCUACCUCUGAGCGCUCGCCAAUCCUUACGAGCCCAAAGAGCUGCUACUCUCCAUAUCUCCUGGCGUCCUUGUUUCCUCGCUCCCCGAUAGCUCUUAUCUUCAAAUCUAGUCAAGCCCUCCAAAAAAUGCCGUUGGCGUGGUUGAGAUCUUGUGAACAAUACGAAGAACUGUCGUUAGGCCACAAACCGAUCGUGAUCGAGUUCUGGGCGGCAUGGUGUGAGCCGUGCAAACACAUCACGCCGACAUUCGAAGAACUGUCGUCCCAGACGGGCGAACUGACGUUCCUGAUGGUGGAUGUAGACGACAAGGCGUUCGGCUUCGAAUUCUCACGCGCACACGGGGUCCGGGCCAUGCCCACCUUUCAAAUCAUCGUCGAUGGCGUCAAGGUGGCUGAGUUGAUCGGCGCUGACCAGCAGAAGCUUCGUCUAUGGGACGGCCGGAACCUCGUCCCGCGACGGCCGUGUGACCACUUAGGGACCAAGUUUUUCGUCCGUCGUUCCGCCGCCGGGAAUGGAAGGCGUACGGCGAGGUCAAACGGCGAAGUUACUUUUUGCUGCUUCGAGAGCUCCCCGCGGGUUUGGCAGUCUCCAUGGCCGCUUCGGCUUGGUACAUACAGCCUGUGCCCGCCGGCCAAAGAGGAUGCUUCCUCGGCUGCUUUUGGUGCAGACUGUGCAUACCAACCGGCCAAGGUGGAUUAA